AUGGACUUCUUGCGUGGACUGCGUUUCACGUUAAAGCUGACACCGCAGUCGCAUGAAGUCGCUACGGUUCCAGAGGGGACUCUGUUCCCAGUGGCUGCCGCCAUAGAGGCCAUCUCUCGUCGCACUGAAGCGACCUUGGGAGAUUUCGGCCAGGAUACGGCAGUUUGCACUGCUAAAUCCCUCAAGAACGAGGACACCCUAGUCGAUGUUGUCCGAGAUGUCGAAGGAUUCCAUGGGUCAGCGAGGCACGGCCAAGCCGACGACGAUCGCUAA
Molecule: messenger RNA, 273 nt
Organism: Perkinsus marinus ATCC 50983
Lineage: Eukaryota; Perkinsozoa; Perkinsida; Perkinsidae
Exons: 2
Coding region: 1-273 (90 amino acids)
Source: RefSeq, a predicted model, not a curated record